Messenger RNA from Gasterosteus aculeatus aculeatus (three-spined stickleback), 750 nucleotides. The record is from RefSeq and is a predicted model, not a curated record. NCBI's taxonomy places the organism in Eukaryota, Metazoa, Chordata, Actinopteri, Perciformes, Gasterosteidae.
AUGAUUCAUCAUCCAACCACAGCAUGAGCAUCGCGGAUAUAUAAGCUGGAGCACACCUGCUCAACAAUAAACGACUUCAGACCUCCUCCAACUGACCGCAGCUUGUUCCCAAAGUUAAGUGUCCUUUACACCCUGUUUGAUACUUUACCGACCAGCGUCCGUCCCCUGCGUCCUCUCCCCACAACAUGCUGCCGAGUGGAGCGGUCGAUGUCCGGCGCUGCGUGCUGACGAGCCGCUGGCUGCCCGCAUCUCUGCUGCUCCUCCUCCUCCUCUCCUCCAGCCUCAGCCGCGCUCACAGCACCACGAUGGAGCACGACUUCCACAUCGCCCACAAUGUCGACAACAGAAGUCCAGAGAUAGACCCCUUCUGGUACGUGGGACGCGGGGUGAGACCCAUCGGCCGCUUCGGGAAAAGGCACGGCCCCGGGGAGGCCGUGGGCAGCAGAGGGGUGCAACCUGUCCUCAGGGCUUUAGGGCUGGUGGUCAACAGCCUCAGAAACAAGGACAACUUUGGGAAAGUGCUGGACAGGGAGGACAGGGAUUGGUUACCAAGACAGCGAGUCCUACUCCCUUCAUCUACAAACUCCAGAGUGUCUUUUUUUUAAUCAUGAUUGAGGUUAUAAACUCAAUUGCUCUUACAUGUAUUUCUCUCUGGUGUCUGAUAUGAGGCCUUAAUCAUUGUUAUCUGUACAUAAAAUGCAUUCUAUAUUGAUUAAUAAACAAGGGUGUUGUGGUUAUAUCUGUAAGUCA